UCGAAGUCCUCGAUGAAAUAUUCAAAUACGUCGACGACGGAUCCUCAUUAUUCUCAUGCUUGUUGGUCAAUCGUACCUGGUGUCGACUCAUAAUUCCAUUUCUCUGGUCUCGUCCCUUCAGAUUUUUCCGAUAUUCUGCACAGGAUAUCGCAUUAGUAAAAACUCUCUUAUCCUGUUUAAAUACAUACCAAAAGCAAACACUUGUUAAUAAAACUGGAAUAACCAUCAAUUCCAGAGAAUCAAAAGACAAGUCAACCUUCUCAAAGAAACGCGUUCUUUUCGAUUAUCCUAAACAUAUCACUGAGCUCGACUUUAAGAAAUUGAGCUUAAUAGUGAGAUUAUGGUACUCAACGAUCAAUCCUGAGAACAUGAAAAGCUUCCGAAACUAUAAAGGUGUCGUAAUUGUCCGAGAACUAUUACGAAUGAUAAUGUUACGCUCUAAAGGAAUCAAAAUUUUCAAUAUUGAAAAAUCUCAUGAUACCAUUGAUAUUCUGGACGUGACAAGAUUUAAAGGUGCACGCCAUGUUUUACCACAUAUUGAGACAUUCGUGAUGUGUCAAUAUUCCACGCGUUAUCGCGAACAAGAAAAGAAUAACAUCUCCCAAAUGUUCAAUAGUAUGUCGCAACUUUGUAAAAAGAUUAGCUUUUUAAAUGUGAAAAUUGAUGGCUUCUCUUAUGGUAUGGAACAAGAGUUGCUUAAUCUCAUCACGGUGCAAGAUGGAAUAAAGCGCGUGAUUAUUGAAGCUUGGUCUGCUAAUUCAAGGCCAUUUGUUCUUGCAUUACAUGCCCAGGCUCAUUCGCUGCGACGAUUAGAAUUCAAGUGGAGUUAUUUAAGCUUGGAAUCAAUCGAAGCAAUUAAAUAUUUGCAUCAUUUGGAUACAUUGGUGUUUAUCGAAUGCAAAUUAAGAACUGAAAUCUGGACACCAUUAAUAGACUCCACAAUGAAAUUAAGGAAGCUCUAUUUCAUGAACGAAGAAAAUUACGAUUCACAAUGGAACUUCGACUGCACACCAAUCAUUCGAUUCGCCAAUUUGAAUCUGACGGAUCUCGUUAUCGUCAUGCAAGAUAGCCCGCCCGCAGUAUUCGAAACCAUUGCAGAAUAUUGCCCGAAUCUAGUUUCUUUUGGAAUCCGGAUUGAGCUAGGCACCAUAGAUUACAUCCCAAUAUUGCUGUCACGAUGUACGAAACUCGAGAAAUUAAGUGUACGAUUCCAACGUACUUCCACAUGUGAUACCGAACCAGUACUACUCGCAUUAGCUGACUCGAUUCAACCUCCCUUGAAGAUGCUGAGUAUCAAUUUCCAUGUUUCGGCUGAAGCUUUACGUUUCUUCUUCCAGAAAUGUCGAGCGCCGCUUGAGCAAUUUGGAAUGGUCGAGACUUUGGAUCUGACAAAUGAGCAUCUGAAAGUACUCAUCGAGCAUGCGAAACGAGACAGACGGUUCAGACGGAUCGGGUUUGGUGUGCAAUAUUAUUGUGCCUUGGAGGAAAUUUUCGAUUCUCGAUUGUUGGAGGAGGCCAAAAAGCAUUUGUUGAUUGUGAAAAAAAAUCUUUGGUUUGAUAUGUAUGGUGAAUAUUCGGAUGCGGUGUUUUGA
This is a messenger RNA of Ambispora leptoticha, 1592 nucleotides long. Lineage: Eukaryota; Fungi; Glomeromycota; Glomeromycetes; Archaeosporales; Ambisporaceae. The record is from the annotation of a GenBank genome assembly.